This is a messenger RNA of Exserohilum turcica Et28A, 921 nucleotides long. RefSeq lists its product as uncharacterized. Lineage: Eukaryota; Fungi; Ascomycota; Dothideomycetes; Pleosporales; Pleosporaceae. The record is from RefSeq and is a predicted model, not a curated record. The coding region runs from base 1 to 921 and encodes 306 amino acids. The transcript has 5 exons. Gene Ontology annotation, molecular function: hydrolase activity.
AUGAUUUUGCAUUGUGCUGACUGGUUCGGCCAUCGAUCCAGCCAACCAUGGGUUCUGAACGCCCAAGGAUUGCACACCUCAUAUAAUAUUCGCGCUCGAACCAGAGGCAUCCGCACUCUUUCGACACCAGUCCGAUUCCUCAUACUCUCCGACAUGCAUGGUGCUGAGUUACCGCAAAACCUCCCACAAUGCGAGGUGCUCCUUCAUUGUGGCAAUCUGACCGAACACGGAACUCCGCAAAGUAUAUCCUCAGCUCUCCAGAACUUGAGUAAGGUAGAUGCCAGACUGAAACUUGUCAUUGCCGGCAAUCAUGAAGUUUCACUAGAUAGGCAAUACUGGCUAUCACAUGGCGGACCAGAAGACGAUGUAAAGCGAGCGCAUGCGCUGGUUGCCUCAAAUGGUGAAGCUAGCCAGUAUGGAACCAAUUUUCUCUCUGAAGGCACUCACACUUUCAACUUGCCAUGCGGUGCCACCUUCAAAAUAUAUGCCUCACCAUAUACUCCUGGGAAUGGCGCUUCGGCACUCCAAUACCCCUCGAGUAAUGCGACUCCAUCGUGGGCAGACAAUGCUGGCAACAGUACCUCAAUCAUUCCAGAAGACGUCGACAUUGUCAUGACUCAUGGACCACCAAAAUUAAAGCCCAGGCUAUAUUGUUUCGGCCAUGCCCAUCUCGCGCGUGGAAGCUGGAAUUAUGAGGCGCACAUAUUGAAGUACGGAGCUCACAUGGAACUAGACGAUGACCCCGAGCCGAUAUGUCACAUCUUCAAGGAUUGUGUCGGAUGUCUGUCUCCAGGCGGCGCGGAGCUGUUUCGAGGGAACAGGCAAUAUACGCUGUGUGUCAAUGCUGCGAUGGAGGGCGACAAAGGAGUGCUUGAGCACCCACCGUGGCUUGUUGCUCUAGACUUGCCAGUAAGGAGCUAA